CUCAGGGUGAACGCGAAGUGAGCGCUGGCGGCAUCGCGUCAAAACAUUUUCUGAAGGAGCCCAGUUUCCCCCUUCCCCGAACCCAUGGCUUCCAACGCCAACAUGGAUAUUGAAGGUGCCACCCAGCAUCUUAGGGAUAUUCUCAAGCUUGACCGCCCGGGACACAGCACCGAUACCCAGUCAGAUGACAGCCAAAGAAAGUCAUCUUUCAAUGGAGAGCUAAAUGGACUGUUGGGGGCAGCAGGCCUUCUGGGAGCUGGUGACAGGUCAACCAUGGCUGAAUCCACUGACCCUAGUGCAGCAGACAUGAACAAUACUCAAGAGAGUCAGAUAAUCUGCCUUUCUGGUGACGAUGGGUCCACCUGUAUCUCCAUUGUCUCUAACAACGUGGAGAUUGUAGCCAGUCGAGACUCGAGCAUCGACAGCAAGGCUCGGGGGAGUAAUAAGGUCAAGAUCCAGCCUGUAGCCAAGUACGACUGGGAACACAAGUACUACUAUGGUAACCUCAUAGCUGUGUCCAACUCCUUCCUGGCCUAUGCCAUCAGAGGGGCCAAUAACCAUGCUAUGAUUCGUGUACUGAGCCUGGUAUUGGCUGAGCGCUCCCUGCUCAAGGGCUUCACCGGGGCCGUCACAGACCUGGGUUUUGCCCACCUUGACUCCUCCCUCCUCGGCUGUGUCGACGAAGCUGGCAACCUGGUUGUCUGGCAGCUCACCUGCUCUAGCAACAAGAUACUUGACCAAGUAGUUGUCCAUAUCCGACAGCCAAGCGACAUGCCUCUGAACUCCCACCACCGUCUCAUCUGGUGCCCCUUCAUCCUGGACGACAGUGACGAGAACCAGGAUGACACGAGCCAAACCCUGGCCCUUCUACAUGAAGACAGGGCUGAGGUGUGGGAUCUGGAGGUCCUGCGUGCCAACAAUAGCAGCUGGCCUGUCGAUGCUUCAGAGCUAAAGGACGGCCUCAUCACAGUGAGGGGACACACCGGGCGAGUCAGUGAGGGCGCUCUCUCUCCAGAUGGGACAGUCCUGGCUACAGCCAGCCAUGAUGGAUAUGUCAAGUUCUGGCAGAUUUACAUAGAGGGUGGACAGGACCAGCCCAGGUGUCUGCAUGAAUGGCUCCCUCAUGGAGGACAUCCUCUUUCCUGCUUACUCUUUUGCGACAACCACAAGAAACAAGACCCAGAUGUUCCAUUCUGGCGGUUCCUAAUAACCGGAGCCGAUCAGAACCAGGAGUUGAAGAUGUGGUGCACCGUUUCGUGGACCUGCUUACAGACCAUCAGGUUCUCUCCAGAUCCAUUUAACUCAUCUGUUCUGCCCAGUCUGAAGGCCAGUCUGGAUCUGUCUGCAGAGUGUCUCAUCCUCACUGAUGUACAGAGGAAGGUUCUGUAUGUGAUGGAACUUCACCAAGACCAGGAGAAAGGCCACGCCGCUUUCACAGCUGUGUCGGAGUUCCUGCUGACCCACCCCGUGCUCAGCUUUGGGGUCCAGGAUGUCUCUCAUAGCCGACUGCGACACACUGAGGUCCUUCCUGCCGAGGAGGAGAGUGAGAGUAUGACUACAGAGGGCAACCAAGGACCCAUGGAGUCCAAGUCUGGGAUUCAGAUCAAACUCUACUGUGUGCACACCAAGUCUCUGCAGGAUGUCCAGAUCUGGUUCCAGCCCAAUCUUGGUUCGAACUCUGCCCUCUUCCUGCCACAUUCUGACUCCCAGGAUGGUUUCGUUGGGUGUGAGAUGGAAGAGAAAGAAGAACUCUGGAGUGAGUUGGAUGAAGUGGUGGAGAGUGUACCCAAGGAGGAGAGAGUGGUGAUUGGAGCCGACUUCAAUGGGCAUGUUGGUGAAGGGAACAGAGGUGAUGAGGAGGUGAUGGCAGGUUUCUCAGACCACUUGACGGACCAAAGCUCCGACAAGGAGUCAGGCAGCGGCUCUCAGAGUGACCUCAGGAAGAUUCCAUCUCUUCCUGCUCCCACUGACUUCCUCUCUGUCUCGGGCACAGGCAGUGGCGUGUUGCCCCAGCUUAUGACCCCAGAUGCCUUCAUGACCCCUAAUACUUCGGUACCAGCCUCCCCUGGCAGCAGUGCCAGCAGUCUGACUAUUGUAACAGCGAUGAGCAGCAACUCUGACUCGACUAACAGGGCUGUAGAAGAUGUAAGUCAAAGCCCCAAUAGAGCAGAGAACAGCAGCAACAGCAGCCUGACACUCUCUACCUCUUCCAGCAUUCCCAGAGCUGCUACAAUACUGCUGUCUGGACUGGAAAACCUGCAGUCUUUGGCCUCUUCUGGUGGCCCUCUUUCACUUGAGAGCCCUCAGGUGCUGGACCCCCCUCUCCUUCCAACACAGGCUUCUCCGACCCGGGCCCGUUCCCCCGACGUCAUCUCCUCAGCCUCCACAGCUAUGUCUCAAGACAUGCCAGAGAUCGCAUCCCAGACCCUGCAGCUUCAGCGCAGCCUGAUCUCCAACUCGGAGCCCUUGGCCCUGCCGGCCCUCCAGACGAACAGCAUGGCCUCUGCUGCCUCGGCUUUGCACCUUCUCUCGUCACCAAGGGGAGUUAACAACAGCAGCCUAUUGCCUCUGGAACUUGGGGGUGGAGCUGGAUCUGUAGGCGGGCCAGUGGAGGCGGAGCCAAGACUAAGCCACACCCCAUCUCUUCUGGAGAAUGCCCUGUCGCAGGACAACACUGGUGCAGGUGGAGGGGCUUCAGAUGUUAGCAUUAACCACACACCUUGGCCAGCAGCACCUGACAUCACCAGGGAGACCAGAAACAGUUUGAGGGACAACGGACUGGCAGACUGCUCAAGAGAAGAGCUGAAGGACAGGCAGAAGAGCUCGCCUUACCACAGACGCUCCUAUCACCUCGCACAGAAUGACAGUCAGGAUGCCAGCGCAGAACAGAGUGACCAUGAUGAUGAGGUGGCCAGCUUAGCGCCAUCUUCAGGAAACUGUGGCGGUCGCUCCUCUCACAGACUCCCUGCUAAGGACUGGAAGACUUCGCCACGAGGCUCGCCCAAACUUAAACGGAAGAGCAAAAAAGAUGACAGUGAAACCUCCCUGUCCAGACAAACAGACUCUGGCCAGAUGAGUUCUGAGGUUCAGGAGGAGUUACUGAUGUUGCUGCGUGGCCAGCAGAGGGAGAUAGCGGAACUGCGUGGACAGAUGGAUGCCAUGCGGAGCUCCAUUAUGAGCCAAGUAGAGCAUGUGAUGGCCAGUAACCAGGAGCAGGAGCAGCGUAGACUGGAACGCAUGCUGGUGGAGAGUCAGAGCUGUCAACAGCAGCUGCAUGAGCAGCUCGGACAGCAGCUCAGCCAUGCCCUCAGCUCGGCAUUAACCAACAGAAUGGACAAAGUGCUAAGAGAUGAGAUGAAGAAGACUGUCCCACAGACCAUCUCCAAGAGUCUAGAUCCGGUGACAAGCCAGUUGAGCAACACAGUUGCUGCUAAGCUAACAGCCGUGGAAGUCACUCUGAAGGACAAUGUUAGCAAGGUUGUUAAGUCUAAGAAUACGACAGACGCCAUUGGGCGAGCCGCGGCCGAAGCAUUGCAGGGUCCCAUCCAGGCAGCUUAUAAGGACGCAUUCCAGAGCCUCGUGCUGCCUGUGUUCGAGAGAGGCUGCCAGUCUAUGUUCCAACAGAUCAACGACAGCUUCAAACAGGGCACACAAGAAUACAUCCAACAGCUUGAAGCCCAUGGUAAGAACAGGAAGCAGAGAGAGCAGGAGUUGAGAGACCCGGUGGUUGGCCAACUGCAGCAAAUGAUAGACAGCUUCCAGAACUCCACUGACCAGCUGGCCAAUACAAUCACAGCAAGUGUCCGUACGGAGGUCCAGCACCAGGUCCAGGUGAUUGUGGGAGGUUUGCAGGAGUCAAUCCUCAGUCACGUGCAGCGAAUUGUCAAAGGGGAAGUCAGCUUGGCGAUGAAGGAGCAGCAGGCAGUGGUCACCUCCAGCAUCAUGCAGGCCAUGAGGUCUGCCGCUGGUACACCUGUCCCUACUGCACACCUAGACUACCAGACCCAGCAAGCAAACAUUCUGCAACUUCUGCAGCAGGGCCAGCUCAACCAGGCUUUCCAGCAGGCUCUAUCAGCGACAGAUCUGAACCUGGUGCUGUAUGUCUGUGAGACCGUAGACUCCCAGCAGGUGUUUGGUCAGCACCCGUGUCCCCUCAGCCAGCCUGUGCUGCUGUCGCUCAUCCAGCAGCUCUCCUCCAAUCUAACAACUCGUUCCGAGCUCAAAAUCAGCUACCUGGAGGACGCGGUGAUGAACCUGGACCACAGCGACCCUCUGACGAGAGACCACAUGGCUGCUGUCUUAUCCCAGGUCAGACCGAAGCUCUUUGCCUUCCUGCAGCAGGACCCCCACAGCCAGCUCAGCAAGAGGGCGCGGCGCCUAAUGAUGAUGCUGCAGGGCCUGGUCAAGCACUAACCCUCUGCUUAUGAUUGGGUGCAGAAAGGGGGGGAGUCUUCCUCCUAGAUGCUGACCAAAGGGGUCUGUGUCAUAAUUUUAUGUUAAUGGUUCUGUAAAAAUGGGAUUCCUGGCUAGCACCAAGAGCAACUCACCACCCAACCCCGCCUCAGCUUUCUGCUUGUUUUCCCAAAGCAGAUGUAUGUUGAUUAUGUGUCAAUGCAGCUGAACAACGAGGACGGGGAUAAGGAAAAACUAUUGGGUCCGGGAUCGUCUGCAAGAGGAGAAAAUGUUGGUUUCGGUAUGAAAGACAAGUGUUUCAGACUGACCGUCAGUUUCAGAUUGUCCUGAUCCGCUGCCCUCCUGGCCUCCUUCCACACCCUAAAGCCUUCUUCCUCUCCCUCCUCCUUCCAUUCCUUAAUAGUCCUCUCUGAUGGUCCUCCCUGCUCUACUGAACAGCCCAGUUUUUGUCUAUAGGGUACACCCCCCCCCCUUCAUUUGUUUUUCAACCAAACAUCUGCUGUGCAAGGCAGAAGUUAUCUGGACUGAUGGAUGUUUCCUAGUUAGUGUUAGAGAGACUGUUUUCUGUAGUUCCAGGACCCCACCCCGCCAUUUUUGUUCAUCCUUGUUAUCGCCAUCUUCGAAAGAAACGACAAUACUGAUUGGUAGCGUCUGCUGCUCAAUGAAGACAGCCAAUACGUGACACUCCUUUGUCGUCUGUUCACACAACAUCCACAAGGUAUUUAAAAGGUGUACCUGCCUACAUACUGGCUCUUCUGCCCAUGUGUACAGCCCUUAGUCUAAUACAUGAGGUUCUACUCCAUUAUAUUCAGUAUUAUCCUUCCAAAAUUUGUCUAUACAUCGGCCCCAUUUUAUUUAUCGUCUGUAUUUGUAAGACUUGUAUACUCGGUAAAAUAAUUAUCAGAGUUCUUAUAAUCCAUUGAAUACUUAAUACUUGCAAAUGUUUAUUGUCACUAUUUUCAUUUUGUUUAAUAAGGAUAAAGUAAUGUUGGUAACCGUGAUGUACAGUUACUUCUGGUUGGCUCUAGCAGGCAGGACACUGAACUUCAGACGUGUCCAUUUUGCUUGUGAUGGUUUUGUUGGCACUUGCCUCCCCUGGUCUUGGACUUCGAGUCAUCUACAACGACAAUAAAAUCAACUUCCAUGCCUUGGCUUCCAAAUUCAUAGUGUAUGUUUGAACAGUGUUGCAAUUGUAUUGCAAUGUUGUGUAUCUAGCCCAUUCACAGAUGUCAUUGAUAAGUGGCGGCUAGGCAUUGAACUUGAUUGACAGGCCUGUUCAUUUUUAUUCCCCACAAAGUUGAAUUUGUCGAAGUAAGUGCCUUACUGUACUUAAGAAAAUGUAAUCCUGUUUGGAACUUAAGACAUUUUCAUUUGAGACGAACAUCCCUCCUUUUUUGGAUUCUCAUUUGGCUGAUGUUAGGGUUGAUCAUGGAUCCUUCAGUUUAGGUUACACAAAGUGUCCGAUUUGUUGGUUUUUGAGGUGAGCUUCAUUAAAAAAAAGAACAUGUGACAAAGGAGUUCAGCUUUGGUUUGUGGGCCUCAGUUAAAAUUGGACAUCUUGCAUCUUGGUGAACCCGUACGCACCCAGCCACUGAGGAUGCACAUUCUUAGUGCCGGUCCCAAGCCCGGACAAAUGGGGAGGGUUGCGGUCAGGAAGGGCAUCCGGUGUAAAAUCUUUGCCAAAUUAAGUGUACGGAUCAUAAAUAAGAUAUCCGUAGUGAAUCCUCACGCCUCAGUUUUAGAGCCUUCCACAACUUGAGGACCAUUUUCACUGGGAAUUGAGUGAGGAAGAGGAGAGAAUGGCCACACCGUGUCGUUGGAGUUUCUCCCCAUGCCAAACGUUAGAGGUGACCAACAUUUAGCCAUUGGGCCGAUCCCAUUGCCUCCCCAAUUCCACUUGUCUGGGUUCAGUUUGUUUAUUGAGAGGAGAUCUCUUGGGUGUCGUGAAUCUGUUCAUCUAUAAGCAGCAGCUAUAGGAACCUCGGGGCGGGGGGGGGAUAUUAAGGUUGACCUUUGAGAAUUCGGCAAGCCUGCAUGUAGGAGCGGUGUUUUUGUUGUGUCCAGUAUCUUAUGGCAAAUUUUUCAUCCAAGGUUGCUCUAUUCUGACCAACCCAGUGAAAGUGUUGUCCAGAGCUUGCCGCGGUGUUUUUUUUUCUUUUUUCGUUCAAGGUAAAGAAUCGGAAGAAUAUAAAGUACCCGUAGUCAAGUGGUCCUGUUAGUUAUUAGUCUUUGAUUUCAUUUAUUGCUCCAAAUAAGCAAAAAAAUGUUCGAUCUGUUCUGCCCUUGGAUAUGGCUCUUAGGUAUCCUCUGCAUUUCCCUCAGCUGAAGUGGGGAUUUGAUCACAUGGUCAAGUUCAAACCGUGUUGUUAAGACUGCACCAGACCCCUCAGAGUACUGAAGGUUGUUUGAUGUUUUGUUUUGUUUUGGUUUUUUUCCAAUCAGUGCUUAUUCACACAAACAAGUUCAGAAUGUCAGUUAGGAAGCUUGCACAUAAAAGGAUACACUAUAUUUUUUUUUUCUCCUUUUGCUAGUUUGUUACAAAAAAAGAUUGUGUGUCUGUGAAUAACAGAUUUCCUUUGUGUUCAUGUCCUUGUACUUGGAUGAUUAUGUUGUAUAUUUCAGUCUCUUUUACCCUCAGCAUUUUGGAAUAAAAAGA
Lampris incognitus (smalleye Pacific opah) is the source of this 7069-nucleotide messenger RNA. RefSeq names its product enhancer of mRNA decapping 4 (gene edc4). Gene Ontology annotation, cellular component: P-body. NCBI's taxonomy places the organism in Eukaryota, Metazoa, Chordata, Actinopteri, Lampriformes, Lampridae. Gene Ontology annotation, molecular function: protein binding. The coding region runs from base 85 to 4413 and encodes 1442 amino acids. Gene Ontology annotation, biological process: deadenylation-independent decapping of nuclear-transcribed mRNA. The transcript has 31 exons. The record is from RefSeq and is a predicted model, not a curated record.